Molecule: messenger RNA, 986 nt
Organism: Corythoichthys intestinalis (scribbled pipefish)
Lineage: Eukaryota; Metazoa; Chordata; Actinopteri; Syngnathiformes; Syngnathidae
Gene: gm2a
Product: ganglioside GM2 activator
Exons: 4
Coding region: 137-721 (194 amino acids)
Biological process (GO): lipid transport; ganglioside catabolic process
Cellular component (GO): cytoplasmic side of plasma membrane
Molecular function (GO): enzyme activator activity; lipid carrier activity
Source: RefSeq, a predicted model, not a curated record
UAGCUAUAUGAUGACAUCGGACACGGAAGUAAACAGAAGUGGAAGUUGACCAUUCGAGAGCGGACCGGUGUCUUUUUUUUUUAACCGCCUUUGAUUCUAUUUCUUUAAUUUUAUUUUUCGCCGAAACCAAGCAAACAUGAAAGCCAUCACGACGUUGGCGCUGAGCAUGCUCGGAGUUGUAGUGUUGGGUCAAAGUCAGGACGGCUGGAAAAGAAUCAAUAAAGUCAAGGUUUCUGGCUUUGCGUGGAAGAACUGUGGUAAACCGGAAGCGGCGGCAGUGCUGGAGACCCUCAGCGUGUCCCCGGACCCCAUCAGCAUUCCCGGAGAUCUGACGGCGUCUGCCUCGGGCUCUACAUCCGUGGAGCUCCGCGCCCCUCUAAAUGUCAACGUCACUCUGGAGAAGGAAGUGGCGGGCUUUUGGGUGAAGAUCCCGUGUUUAGACGAUCUGGGAAGUUGUCACUAUCCCAACGUCUGCGACAUUUUGACGCAGCUGAUCCCACCCGGACAGGACUGCCCGGAGCCGCUACACACGUACGGUCUGCCCUGUCGCUGUCCCUUUAAGAGCGGCUCAUACGCACUGCCGCAGUCUGACUUCUUCCUUCCCUUCAUGGACGUUCCGUCUUGGCUCAGUAACGGUGAUUAUCGUGUUCAGGGGAUCUUGGGGGACGGCGCUGAAGAGCUGGGCUGCCUCAAGGUGGCGCUGUCCCUACACUCAGAAUGAACGCAUUCAUUAGCGCUCCUUUUUACUGCAUAAAGACAUCCUGACUGAUUCUGAAAUAUGCUUCUAUAAAACGUGAUAACCUGUCAUGUUAUUUUUAAAAACUUAUUUUACAAUGAUAUACAUUUUCAUAAAGGAAAUGCCUUUUAUUAUUUUUUUUUACUGAAUAAGCUUUUUGGAAUGAAAUUUUGUGAAUGCUUAAAAAAAUAUGAGUGGACAGUUUUGCAAUAAAUGUGAUCACAUUGAAACAUUUUUUAUGGUUAAUUUC